UAUUGAUCUCUGAGCCAACUGCUGAAAUGUACUAAAAUCCCAAUUACAUUUAGGUUGCAAUAGACGAUACAGGUGAGUUACAGGUAGGUUACUGAUUCAGUGUUAACUAUUUGGAAUGACAAAAAUGUAAUGGAAAAAAAAAUGUGUUGCAGUCGGUGAGUAGGUUGAAGUUUAAGACGUUGCAAACCAGAAUUAUGGAAAUAAUUUUUUUUUAUUUCAAAUCUUUUCCUAAAAAAAAAUUGUUCCUCGCCAGGGCCAACAAAACGUAGUUUGGACGUAGCUGAAUGUAAACGAACAGGUCAUACUUCUGGUUAAUCAGUAAACAAUUUUUUUUUUUAAAUUUAUGACGUGCAGUGGUGAAAGUGAAGAUGAAAAGUUUUGUAGAAGAACCCGUUUCAAGAUAUAUAUGUAGGUCAUAAUUUAAGUACUCUCGGGCGAGGUUUAAAAGAACAUUACUAUUGUGCUUGAUAACCGUUAUGGCAGUCUUAUUGGAUCUCAACGCUGAUUAACAUCCAGCCUACUUUUCAAGCCUGAACGAUAUCUUGUUCCAUUAUUUGUUUGCUCUGUACUCGUUGAAUCUACUCCCUCCUACACUAUGCGUCAGUGCUCACCCGUUUCCAAAAUGCAACCAUUUAUCGAAGGGUGACAUUUGUGAUUUUGAGCGAGAAUAAUCGUUGCUGCCUUUCGUUAAGAGCGAAAUAAAUAAAUAUAAGAUUUACAUCGUGAAAUGUCAUAGACAUCACGUGAAGAAUGGUAUUCACUUACUAGUCAAUGUAUCCGGUGUUGAUGACAUCACGUGAAGAAUGGUAUUCACUUACUACUCAAUAUAUCCGGUGUUGAUGACAUCACGUGAAGAAUGGUAUUCCCUUACUAGUCAAUAUAUCCGGUGUUGAUGACAUCACGUGAAGAAUGGUAUUCACUUACUAGUCAAUAUAUCCGGUGUUGAUGACAUCACGUGAAGAAUGGUAUUCACUUACUAGUCAAUAUAUCCGGUGUUGAUGACAUCACGUGAAGAAUGGUAUUCACUUACUAGUCAAUGUAUACGGUGUUGAUGACAUCACGUGAAGAAUGGUAUUCACUUACUAGUCAAUAUAUCCGGUAUUGAUCAAGUUUGCUUUCUCAACAAAACAAAAUAUUUUUUUAAAAAUAAUAAUAAUCAAAGCCUAUCAAAGGACAUUUUAAUGCAGAGUCCUUUCAAAAACACUUCGCUAAAGUACAAAUUAAAAUGAUCAAUUUUCUCUUAUAAAAUAAAAAAAAUAUUUUUUUUAAAAUAACUCUUGUAAAGAUUGAUUUUCUUUGGCCAAGACUGUUUCAGUUAAAAAAACACUAUUUGAAGACUACGAUUCUCCACCUCUGCUAUUUAAAUUUUGUUAUUUCAAGUUUUGGGGGAGAAGGGGAUUAUGAACAUUUCCAAAAAGCAUCUAUUAGGUCAGGAGGAAUGGCCAUGUCGAACUUGAUUGAGAUCAAUUUUUGUGUGCUUAUUUGUGUUGUGAUUAAUCGUUCCGUUAACAGACAAACAUAGUCAUGCUGAACUUAAAAUGGAAUAUAUAUUACAAAAUAAUAAUAUGUUACGCCCCCAAAAUUAGUACUACUGAAACUGUGACAUCUUCAACACACAUAUGGGUGUGUCAUUGGUGCAUCACAGCCACGUAUUCCUAGUAUUGAAGUGGAAGAUAUAUGGGGCAGUUGUAGUUGGUAAUGAAUCUCUUAGAAAUGAAACAAUCCAUCAAAAAAAAAAAGUUUUUCGUAUAAAUCCUUCAUGAAAUAAAUCUAAUAUCGAACAAGGGGAGGGGGGGGGGGCUGCGGGGGAUGAACUCUAUUAAUAUUCUAAUGACCAAUCCACUUUUACAAAUUUCGUAUAAAUCCUUCAUGAAAUAAAUCUAAUAUCGAACAAGGGGAGGGGGGGGGGCUGCGGGGGCUGAACUCUAUUAAUAUUCUAAUGACCCAUCCACUUUUACAACGCAGAUUUAUUUCACCAACUAUUUCAGAAAAAAAAAAUCAACCAAAGCCAGCCACGAACAAAAGCGAAGUUAACAUUAAAGGAAUUAAACACACAUUCAUAGAUGUUUUGAAAACCCAUUGUUCUUCGAAGAUAAAAAUUAAGCCGCAUUGAACAUUCUUGAAUCAACCGAAAGUAAACUGAAAACCUUCCUUUAAGAGGCUUGAAAGAGCUCCGUUCUAAAUUAAGGCUUAUUAUAAAUGCCCAGCAGAUUUUUCAUUUCAAUUCUAGGAAUGCGUGGCAGUUGGAGCACUGCACUGUUUUGUUUUUUUUUUGACAUUUUUGCGUUAACUGCACUUUGUAUCUAAAAUUAUAUUUUUUAAAACAACUGGUUUUUAUUAGAUUUUCCAAGGAAAGAUGGACGGUAACGUUGAUUUCAAAGCCAGGCUGUCCAGCUUUCGUUGCCUUUUCAACCUUGACCCACCUCGAGCGAAAGAUAAAAUAAAAUCGAUUAAAAUCAAACUGGAAACUGAGUUGUUUGCGGACGACGACUCGGCUGAAGAGGUUGUUGAAAAACUCAAUCUUUUCACGUGGGUAGAGUUUCAUCUUGGCAACGCCGAGCUCGCCGGAACACGUAGCCGGAAAGUCCUUGAAAUGACGGGUGGGCAGAACGUCACAGCUGUCGUAAACCAAGCCCACGUGUCGCUGAGCGAGGGCGAUGGGGCGCGUGCUGAGCAGUGUUUAGAGAGGGCCGAGGAGCUGAGACGAAGCUGCGAAGGUGAGAAACUGAUGACCGCAGUCGAAGCUGAACUGGCGUACUCGUUGAGCAGGUUAGGCGGGCUUGACAAUUUAACACGUGCCAUUGAAAUGUACACCGAUGUUGUAAAAAAGGAGCCCGAAAUUUAUGCGUGGAAAUUCGGUCUUGGUUUACUGCACAGACGCGCGACACACACAAAUGUGACCGUCAACAUGGGUUCAAGAUUGUCUGUUACAGAACACGCCAGCUUAGCAUUUGAACUGCUAAAAGAUGUGGCAGAUCAUUGUCCGUACGACAGUCUCAAAGGUAGAGCAUAUGCUCAACUGGCGAUAAUUCUAUCGUACAACAAACGUUUCCAGAGCGAUAACAGGUUUGAAAGGUUUAUAGAUGAGUCCUUAAAAUACGGACCAAACGAUGCUCGAAUACUCACAGAUUGUGGGCGAACUUUACGUUAUUAUGACUUAAACAAAGCUGCAAGUCUUCUGGAGAAAUCUCUGAAGAUAAAAAUAAAUUCGACCACAGUACAUCAUCUGGGACUGUGCUAUGAAGAAAAAGCCAAACGUGAAGCCUACAAUAAUAAUGAUACGAGAAUGCGUGGUCGUUAUGGAUUUGGAGGUAACUAUAUAUUUAGUCGUCAGAGCACAAGUAGUGGGUCUAUCAUACGAAGAAGCCUCUCAAAAAAACUUGCACUCAGGAGGGACGAUCCUCUCGUAGUUAAAGCGAUUCAAUGUUAUCAAGCAGCUAUAGACAUUUCAUGCGAUUUUAAUAUUCCAGCUGUCUACAGUCUUGGGCUACUACUCAGCGCAUGUGGUGAGUUCGAAGGAGCUCUCAAGCAGUUUAACCAAAUAAUUCUUCUGACUUCAAAGAAAAGUUACACCGGUAAUGACCCACAGGAACUGCAAGAGCACAACGAAUAUUUUAUCACGGCCACCAGGGCAUACGAGCAAGGGGGAAAUUGUCUUCUGGAACUUGCAAAAUUGCCGGGGAAAACGAAGGAAGAAGUCGACACAUUAAACAACACCGCAGAGCAAAAGCUUUUGCAGGCCUUUAGUUUGGCUGCCACUUUGUCUAAUCUUGAUCCGGGAAUCAAAAGAUAUGAUUUGCUGGUACGCAACGCGUUCAAAACUCUAGAUACUAAAUAUGAAGAGAUGAAACAAUCACCGGCAAUCAUAAAGAGGUAUCUCGAGCUCUUGAACAGUUCGAGUAAAUAUAUAAGACUUCCUCUAGUCAUUGAAAAGCUCCGACAUUUGAGUGAAAAGAAAUUAACAGACCCAAAUGUCAUCACAACAGGAUUGGAGAGUUUUUUGGUCUUGAAGCAAUAUGAAUCCGCCUUUGCGUUUCUCACGUGUCCCAUGAUAGCCCAACGCUGCAGUGGUCAGCUCCAGGCGCUCGCGUCAAAGGUCAAUCUGUACACAGCCGCCUCUAGACUCCAAGCUUUGGAUAUCAGCGCUAAGUUCAUCUUAAAACCAUUUUUCGAUGCUUGCUUUGAGAGAGACGACACACAUCCCUACGAGCCUGAUCCUCGCCCUUUGGUAAAUGAUGAGACAGAAGACACGCAAGUAGGUGCCGAUGUUUUGAUCCUCUACGACGUAAAUGGGGGCAACUCAAGCGCUGAUGUUUCUGUUAAGGUGAACACGUUACAAGAGAUCAUCUCGGGAGACUUUGGACUGAGUGUCAGAAUAACUGAUCAAGUAAGAGCCAUUUAACAAAAAAAAAGUUUAUAUCAUUCCAAUUUUUACACACGAAAUACGUAUAGAUCUAUAUAAUAGUUUUUACUCAAAAUGGAUCAAUUAUUUUAAAAUCAUUCUAGUGUAGAUAUUUGUUCAGAGUGACGCAUGCCAUUUAAAUAUAUUUUAAAUUGAUUGAUACGGGGCGGACAGUAGCACAGGUCCCAAAUUUACCGAAGUUGAAGCAACAGCUAAAGCUGAUUCUGGUGGUGAUUUUCGAUUUUACAACAAUGAAAAUAUUUCUCGUUGAUGUUGAACUCAUCAUUACUUUAGACUUAAGCCCUUAUCUACUUUUAUACUUAAACCCCCACCCCCCAACCUUCACCCCUAAAAUCUCAAGACAGUAAUACAUUUAACGCUCGUGCUUUUUACAUCAUCUGUAAAUUCUCAUCGCACGUCUGGAGAGACACUUUGGACUUUAUUACACUCUGGCUGAAAAUCUUUUUGUUUCACCACUUUUUACAAAAAAAUCAAAACUUAUUUGUAUAAAAUAGCAAAUUAAAUUUGUAUCCCUUAGAUUUUAAAAAAAAAAACACAAACAAACAAACAAAUGUUCCCAUUAUAUGAGCGGCACUACGCUGAAUGAUAAAUUGUGUGAAACAUUUCACACCGACAUUUUGGGCACUCUAUCCGUCCUAUCACUGAAUUAAUAAAUACAUAGUCGAAUAAAUAGGAGUUUUUUCCUCAUUAUUGUGUAACUAUUUACUACGUAUGUUAAUGUUAUUCUGUGUGCACAUGCCAGCACUGAGGUUGUUACACUAAUUGAUCUUGAAGUAUAUUUCUUGACAGAGACCAGUCACAGAUCAAAUAAUGCCAGAGGAGCAGAUGCGAGACAUAAGGAGUUCUAGAACAGUUCUUAUUUUACUAAACGGAGACCCGCUCUCAAGGUUUGAAAUUAAAUGAAAGUUACUUUUAUUUUUUUUUUACAUUAUAUUUUUAAGAUGAUUUAUUAUUAAAUUGUAAAGAGAACAAACGUCAUUAAAAUCCAAUCCAUCAUAUAAAUUUGAAAAGAAAAAAAAAUUGAAGUAUAUUUCUAUUGGAAUAUUGUGUAAGCAUUGUGUAUUUGAAAAAAAAAAAGUAAUUUUAAUAUUUAUAAGAUUAUUUAAUUACUUUCUAGCGUUACUCAAUAAUUGUUUUAGGGUGUGCUCCUCUUACAAACAAUACAGGUUCAAUUUUUUUUUAUUUGCUAUUCGGUGGCGUGUGUCCUGUCCUAAAAUACAAUAACCUUGCCACCUACUUUUGUCCAAAUUGGGUUGGUUCCAACUUCAUUUUUGUUGUUUCUAAACUCGAAUUUUAGUGAUUCCAACCGAUUAAUAAUUUUUUUUUUUUAAAGUAAAAUGUAUACUUUUACUCUAAAUAAUUUCUUUUCUCUCAAUUUAUGUUGACGUCAUCCGAUCCAUGUUUAAAUAAGCCAAACCAUGGCAACUACCAAUGAUAUAAAAGCGGAUAUGACGGGAACCAAUCAAAUUUUCAGUCCGAAAAAGUAUAGUGUUUUUCCCAACGUGGUGUACCCCAUAGUCUUCCUCUUAAAUAAAUCAUUGUAAAGUCAUAAGAACCUUUUUUUAAAAAAAAUUCUAGCUCUUUCAUGAGUAUACUGGACCUCAUCCCAACCUCCGAGAUAGAGUGCAGUAAUCAAGGCAAGCCUGGUCCACACAUUUUGCUGGGGUUGAAAGAUGACAGUGUAGAAGUCCCGCAGACACUUUUGGUACAUGAUAAGAUCAAUCUGUGGAGACUCCUGGGUAGAACUCAAGAUUUGCUCAAACGUGACAAUAACGAAGAAGUCAAAGCUGACCCCCAGGGCAACGGUGCGAUGGCCCGUCAUGACGUCGGAAAAACUCGUCAAUUUACCAGCGAGGCUGAUCCCGUCGACUCGUCACCUUCAAAGCCGGGUGAGGGUGAACAAGUGCAAGCACCCCAGGGCUCCGGUGACGAAUUCAAUGAAUGUACCACGGCUAAGAUGUCGCUUUACUGUGCGAUGGUUGGCAAGAAGUGGCCCCUGUAACAACUCGACAGUUUGGUCAUAUCCCAUUAGAACUGUUUAUUUAUAUAUAUAUAUAUUCUACGAUUAAUAAAACUGUCCUAUUUAUCCACAACACUAUUGACAAUUUGUGUAUAAUUUGGCAUUUGCCAAAGAAAACCGUGGUGUUUUAAUGAUUUUUUUUCCUCAGAUGUUUACUGUGCUCGGUUCUUUGUGAUAUUUUCAUUUGUCCUGUGUGCUGAGGAAGGCUCUAUGCCGAAACGUUAUAAUCUUGUUGUCCUUUCCUUAAAUUCAAGCUUCCACAUACCUCGUUUACUUAGCUUGAAUGCAGUCCUUUAAUUAUCACAUUUUUAAGCAAUGCCUUUUCUUGAUAUUUCUGUCUUCAUAUGGCGAUAAUAAAGUUAUUUUUAUGGUAUUAAUAUGGUGCUAAUAAAGUUAAUGAUUGGUUUUCAAAUGGUGCUAAUCAAGUUAUUUUUACGGUAUUCAUAUGGUGCUAAUUAAUUUAAUUUUAUGAUCUUGUUAUAGCGCCUAUUAAAGUUAAUUUAGGCUCCAGUGAAUUCCAAAUGACUAUGUUAUCUACAAAUGUUUCAAAUUGGCUUUGUCCCACUCCUCCAUAUUCUGGAUUGAACACAUUUUAAUGUGGACAUUUCGAUACAAGUAAUCGAAUCGUUGUUUCCAUCUUAAAAUUUCCUUUCCAUUAAAAUAUACCAUUUCCUGAGAUCAAAUCAUAAACAAAUAUUUUAAGAGGAUUUGUUUACUCCUCUGAAUUGUUAUGAAUGAUGAUUCUAUGCUUUUUUAAACUGUAUAUAUGAUUAUGUUUUGAAGGAAUUUUAUGUUUUACUGUUAUAUAAAAUAAUAACUUUAUUAUUUUUUUUUAUUUAAUCACCUCUACCGAAGAGGCCUUAUGUCUUGCCUGUUGGUAUACAUUUGCUUUUUUAACCUAAUUUAUUGUGGGUCCUACAUGUGAAGUUAAAAUUACACUUUUCUUUUGAACUGAUAAAGUAUAGAACAAAAACUUCUUCUUCUUUUUUUUGCCUGUAGCUUGUCUCAGAAGUGUUUUCAUUUCAUUGAUUGUAGUGUCAUUACUUUCAGUCAGUUGAAUAGCCUGAACAAACUUUGAACGUCUGUCUGUAUUUAUUAAGUACUGAAAUUUUUGGUCAGGAUGCCAGUUCUUAUGGGAAUUUCCUAAGAUGUUUAUGAUUUGUCAUAUUUUUCACUAGAUUUUUUUUUUUAUUGUUUUUUUCGAUUAUUAGUUUUAUGUUUUAUGAAUUAAGUUGUAUGUAUUAUAACAUCUCAUUAACAUUGCCCUCUGAAGUUAGCAAGUUACACAUUAAUUGGAAAAGUGACCCAAAAAAACCACAUACAAUUAAAGCUAUAAAUUAGAGACAUAUUCCUGGGGCCGUCAAUUUAAUCCUAAACCAAAUAUUUUUUUGAAAUAUAUAACAUUGUAAAAUAAAUCUCUACAAGUGAUAUUCUUUUUUUUUUUUUUUUUACAAUAACUGUGACUGCAUGGUGCAACAGCUUUUUGAAGACACCAUUUGACAUCCCAAUCCAAUUUUUUUUAACAAAGUUAACUGUUAACAGGAGUGGUUUCUCUGGACAGUGCCGUAUAAUGCUUAUUUGUACAGAGAGCUUUCUGAGUGAAUACUUUUUUGUUGUUUUAUUUAUUUUUUAAUUUUUUAAAUUGUUUGUCUCUUCAAUAACAUUUUUAUGCUAAGCAUACAUUUAUGUCUUCUUCUUCUUUUUAGCUCUUCUCACUCACAAUGGAGCUUAAGCCAUCCACAAUACUUUCCCAUCUGUCCCUGUCCCGGGCUAUCUUUGCUAGCUCAUUCACAAUGGAACAUAGGCCAUCCACAAUACUUUCCCAUCAGUCCCUGUACUGGGCUAUCUUUGCUAGCUCACUCACAAUGGAACAUAGGCCAUCCACAAUACUUUCCCAUCUGUCCCUGUAGUGGGCUAUCUUUGCUA
Lymnaea stagnalis (great pond snail) is the source of this 8369-nucleotide messenger RNA. The record is from the annotation of a GenBank genome assembly. Lineage: Eukaryota; Metazoa; Mollusca; Gastropoda; Lymnaeidae.